Molecule: messenger RNA, 1351 nt
Organism: Talaromyces stipitatus ATCC 10500
Lineage: Eukaryota; Fungi; Ascomycota; Eurotiomycetes; Eurotiales; Trichocomaceae
Exons: 11
Coding region: 106-1143 (345 amino acids)
Molecular function (GO): methyltransferase activity
Source: RefSeq, a predicted model, not a curated record
AUAGGAUUUUCUCAACGGUCUUCAUAUCCAUGAUAUCUUCAAAAUUGGGUCUAAUAAUAAGAUAUUAUUUCCCAGUUCAGUACAAGCUUACUUAGCUAGUUCGUCAUGGCUACUGCCUCUAGAGAUGCAAGUCAUGAUCCCGCUGACUCGUCGGAGCGUACACCAGACCACGCAUUCAUCGAGGCAUCAGAGAUAGACACCGAUGCAUCUGAAUCGGCAUAUGGUGAUGAGACUGAAAGCUAUACGACAAGCCUGAAGUCCAGCAUUAGAAACUAUAGAUAUGAGAAUGGCCGUCGUUAUCAUGCAUUCCGAGACGAGGCUUAUUUCUUACCAAACGACGAGAUUGAAAGCGACCGCCUGGAUCUUUUCCAUGAAAUAUUAACCCGUCGAUGUGAUGGGGAGCUGUAUCUGGCUCCCCUCGGCCCUGAUCCGCAACGAAUUCUGGACUUGGGAACCGGCACUGGCAUUUGGGCUAUUGAUAUGGGAGAUAAGUUUCCAUCCGCAUCGGUCUUGGGAAAUGAUCUCAGUCCUAUUCAACCGACAAUAGUGCCUCCCAAUGUACGCUUUGAAGUGGAUGAUAUAGAGAAUGAUUGGGUAUAUGGUUCAAAGUUCGACUUUAUCCACGGCCGUUACCUUGCAGGCGCCGUCAAGGACUGGCCUAGAUUAAUGCGACAAGCCUUUAAAUUCACGAAGCCCGGUGGGUGGGUGGAAUUCCAAGAUUUUGAUAUGCGAUUCUACACCGUGAAGGGAGAGUUUACCCCCGGCUGUCCCUUGGACGAAUGGACGAAAAUUGUAAUCAACGGACUCAAAAAGGUAGGUGUUGAACCGGAGCCUGGACCAAAACUAGAAGGAUGGGUGAAAGAGGCUGGAUUUACAAACGUCCACCAUAAAUUGCUCCCUAUACCUGUAGGCGUAUGGCCGAAGGAUAAGAAACUUAAAGAGAUUGGUGCAUUGGAUUACCACCAAUUUCUUGAGGGUCUAGAAGGAAUAUCCAUGCACAUCUUCACAGCUUCAGAAGGAUGGAAACCUGAAGAAGUCCAGCUUUUCCUCAUGGGGCUGAGGAAAGAUCUCAAAAAUCCACGACUUCAAGCACAGCACAAUUUCCACGUCGUGUACGCCCAAAAGCCUCUAGAUGCGGAGUGAUGGAUGCAUUAACGAGUUUUAUAUACAUAUGGCUGACAUCUGAUAUCAGUUGGCAUGGGAUGGACAUUUAGAGAGGAAAAGUGAUUUAGAAUAUAUUAAUUUGUAACUAUGGACUAGGCGCAUAACAUUUUCGAGAUUGGUCUUUUUGCGUAUGGAGUCUACCUACCUAGAUAGGCAAGACACUGCAGAAUUAGGGCAGGAUCUCACC